Polyodon spathula (Mississippi paddlefish) is the source of this 5726-nucleotide messenger RNA. Its product is annotated as CCA tRNA nucleotidyltransferase 1, mitochondrial-like. Bases 80 to 1375 code for a protein of 431 amino acids. Gene Ontology annotation, biological process: RNA processing. Gene Ontology annotation, molecular function: RNA binding; nucleotidyltransferase activity. The transcript is spliced from 8 exons. Lineage: Eukaryota; Metazoa; Chordata; Actinopteri; Acipenseriformes; Polyodontidae. The record is from RefSeq and is a predicted model, not a curated record.
UCACCGGAAGUUAAAAGAGAAUGAAGUGUUGCAAACACGGGAAGUUAAAAAACCGUGUUAAUUUGACAGUUCGGUGCAGAUGUGGAGGAGUGUGUUUCUGAGACCAGAGGUGGUUAAUGGAAUUCACCUCUUGUGGAAAACCAGAAGCUUGUUCACAAUGCAGCUGAAGACCAAGGAGUUCCAGUCCCUCUUUACAGAUGGGCUGAAGGGUAUAGCAGAGCUAUUUGAAAAGCACAGGUUUGAGCUGAGGAUUGCUGGAGGUGCUGUGAGAGAUCUCUUGAAUGGAAAGCAGCCUCAGGAUGUGGACUUUGCCACCACAGCUACCCCUGAGGAGAUGAAAAACAUGUUCCAGGCGGCUGGUAUUCGAAUGAUCAACAACAAAGGAGAGCAACAUGGCACCAUAACAGCAAGGCUUCACGAGCAGAACUUUGAAGUGACGACACUGCGAGUGGACGUUGUGACUGAUGGAAGGCAUGCUGAAGUGGAGUUCACCACAGACUGGGAGAAGGAUGCAGAGCGACGGGAUCUUACCAUCAACUCAAUGUUUCUAGGACUGGAUGGCACUUUGUAUGAUUACUUCAAUGGCUUUGAAGACCUGCAGAAGAGAAAGAUGAGAUUUGUCGGGAGUGCAGUUCAGAGGAUCCAGGAAGAUUAUUUAAGGAUCCUGCGGUAUUUCAGGUUUUACGGAAGGAUAGCAGAAGAGCCAGGUGAUCACGAGCCUGAGACUUUAGAAGCAAUAAAGGAAAACUCCAAGGGGCUGGCUGUGAUCUCCGGAGAGAGAAUCUGGGUGGAACUGAAGAAGACUCUGAUUGGAAACCAUGCAGCUCACCUAGUCUCCCUCAUGUACGACCUGGAUGUUGCUCAGUAUAUCGGGUUACCUGUGAAUGGGAGCCUGGAGGAACUGAAGCGUGUGUGGAAGAACGCACAGCAUCGGAACCCUAAGCCCAUGACCAUCCUGUCUGCUCUGUUCCGAGGGCAGGACGAUGUGAACAAGCUGGAUCUGAGGCUGAAAAUCUCCAGAGAAGAGAAGAACCUUGGCCUGUUCUUGGUGAAGCACAGAAGAGAUCUGUGCAAGGCAGACGAUGAGACGGACAGCUUGAAGCCAUUCAGAGACUAUAUCAUAGACUCGAGGGAGCCAGAUGUCCAAAGCAGAAUCUGUGAAUUGCUGAAGUACCAGGGAGAGGAACAGCUGUUAGCAGAAAUAGAGAAGUGGUCUAUCCCACACUUCCCAGUCAGCGGGCAUGACCUGAGAAAAAUGGGGAUCGCCUCUGGGAAAGAGAUUGGCGCAAUACUGCAGACUCUGAGGGACCUCUGGAAAAACAGUGGAUAUCAAAUGAACAAAGAUGAACUUCUGAAGGAUGUCAAAAAUGUAUAGAAAAAGAGAAUCCAUUUCCACUGUGAAAUAUCUGCCUCAACUAAUGGAAAUAAGAUUCCCAUGGCGUAGCAGUGUGAGCCAGUCUAGAUUUGAUUGUGCUAGGAGAUACACCUCCACUUGUUACAUUGUUACAUGGCGGGUAAUUAAAGGGUCUAUAGCUUGUGAUAAAAUUCCAUGAAACAUACCAGUCGAGCACUUUCAUUCACUCUGUCAAUCUCAUAUGUAGUACUGGAAUGUUUGUAUUUUUUUUAAUUUUAUUUAUUUGAUUACUUUUUUUUAAAUUUUAUUUAUUUAUUUUUAAGUUAAGCAAUGUUCUUUAAUAUUGAAUUACAGUAGAAACUGUCAUGCCCAAUUUCAUUGGAUAUGUAUGAAUACCACAUCUUAGUGGGAGUCGUUUUACCAUUUUGUAGUUCCUUUAAUAACAGCGGGUGUCAGUGUCUCUAAAACAACAAAGUACAGUGCUGCAUGAAUACUGUCCAAAUGCGAACAGUUAAUAUUAUUGCAAAUCAAAGCACUGUAAUACAGUAAUUGACAGCAUUCCAAAAACAGUUCUUACCAUGCUUUCUCAGUCUAUGCCAAAGUAAUCCAACAAAAACGUGCACACAAACUGGUCAGCGAAAAAAUCUUAAUCCCUUGUUUUCUUGGGUUUUUUGCAUGCAAAAAACAUGCAAAAGGUGAAACUGAAUUUCCAAACACGCUGUCUUUUUUCUUUUUUUAUUUGCAACUGCAUCCAAUCUGCCCUGCUGAGGGCUGAAUUUGCUGCUUUAGACAAGUAAUAAAAUGUACAUUGAUCAGUUUCCAUCAGUACCAUUCAGUUGGUAGCAGCAUUGACAGAUGCCAGAGGUAGUUUCACUCUCAUAUUUAAUGACAGGACAUAAUGUGUUGAAGGAGGAGACGAUAUCACUCGUUUAAUGACGUGACAGAAUAUGUUGAAAGAGAGGGGACAGUUUCAUGUUUAAUGACAGCACAGAAUGUGUUGAUGGAGUGGGGACAGUUUCACUUGUGUUUAAUGAUAGCACAUAAUGUGUUGAUGGAGUGGGGACAGUUUCACUUGUGUUUAAUGAUAGGACAGCAUGCGUUGAAGGAGAGGGGACAGUUUCACUCAUGUUUAAUGAUAGGACAGAAUGCGUUGAAGGAGAGGGGGCAGUUUCAUUCUCAUGUUUAAUGACCUGGGAAGUGUAAGGAUAUGCAAAAAUGAUGGACCCAGAUAAAACUUUCUAAGAUAAGAAUACAAGCUAGCUGACAGAGUUUCUGCAUGAACCUAUUUAAGUGCUGGGAUCACCAAAAUAGGUAAAGGACUUGGAAGCCGAUACUGGCCACAGUCUGUAAGUACCUCACAGAAACACAGUAACUAACUUUUUUUCAGCAUCUGAGCAGUUUUUUUUUUUUAUUUUACAUUACUGGGAGUUUAGUAAUACUAGUUUUUGAUUGCUUGUUCUUUUAAUCUAAAAUUUCAUACACAGUUUGAGUAAAAACUCCAACUCUUGAGUGUGUUCUGCCAAACUGCAAAAGACGGUAAUGAGCAGUCACAUGGAGUUCACUCAUUUAGCUCCUAUACUAGUAGUUGGAGUUUGUGGACACAUGAAUAACGUAGGAUUUAAAAGGAGUCGUGACAGAACAUGUGUUUUGCAGUUGGAGCCCUUUUAGGUUCACUGCAGAACCAUGGAGGAUCUUCAAUUAUCUGUAAUACAGUUAGUCAAUCCCAGCUACACAGAGCUUCAUGGAACUGGAUACCGUGGAGGAGGUCAAGAGACAACUGGCUGAUCAAAAGAGAAAAACUGGCAAAGACUAAACACAAAGAGAAUGAAAAAAGGCUGAAUGCAUUCCAUAACCAGCGAAUCAUGACUGCUUCAGCUGCUAUCAGCAGGGACACAAGGCACACAACACAACAAAAAUAAUAAUCAGUAUGGGGAGGGAAACUUGCAUGGACACGCCCCAAAUCCACAGCUUUCAGCAAAACAAAAUAGUUUGUUUAAAGAGGAACAGCCUUUAAAAUUCCAAGGACACCAAUACGUUUAUAUCCAGGAAGUUUGUUGGAUUUUCAAAUCUACCAUUGCAUGUGUUAGAAAGCAAACAAGAAGUUAAAUAAAAACACAGAUCUUGUUCAAUGCACUGAUACCACUUCUGUGUUAAUCCAUAUGUUAAUCCAUGUGUUAAUACAUUGUAAAUUAGAUGAACAACGCGCCAAUGACAUACCCACCCAAGAAGGAUGUAUUUGGACCCAGAAACAGUGGUUGAGGUUGAUCACCAGUUGCUCAGAUGAUUAGACUGGAUGACGGUCUUCCAGAGAAUGUGUACAUAUAGUGAAUGAUUUAUUACUUAGAGAGUACCAGGAGCAAAUGGGUUUAUUUGUUGUGCUACUAGGGACUUAGGAUGUACUUGUCAUGACUGGCUGACCAGAGUUAAUUGGAGAACCAAUGUGAUAUCGUUGUGUACAGUUUAGCAAUAAACUGUUUCCAUUUUUAUUUCUCAGAUGCAUUAACAAUAAGGAGCACAGCUCUAACAGAAGGUUUUCAGUUUGAUGGAACUCUUUUUGAGUUUAGAGAUGUGUUUCUUCCAGAACUCCCUACCGGACAGCCUGCACAAAGGACAUUUGAUCAUGCAGUAGUGCACAAAGGACUGUUGAUCAUGCAGUUGGAACCUGGAGUAACUCCUAUGUCUCAGCCGCUGUAUCCCCUUUCAAUCAACUAAUCAACCAAUCAAAUCAAUCAAAUUCUCAUUUUCAAAGAGGACCUGAAGAGAGGCUCAUAAAAACACAGCAAACAUCACAAAACACAAUAAAUACAUCAAAACAAAACAAACAAAAAAAAAACAGAAAACUCAGCAGAAACGAAGCAGUGGACUACAGCUAAAGCAGCCUGAUAUGAGUCGUGUAUGAGUCAUUCUAAUUUUAACUUUUCUUGAAACUCAUUAAACCAUUGGUUGCUAUAAACUGAAAUGAAUAAUGACCAAAACCUGUUGCCAACUGUUCCAUGAUAGAGGGAUUUAAAGCAAAUCCCCACGAAAUAAAGUUACCAAAAAUAAAUAUCACCUGCUUCGUACUGAUGAAUGUAUUGAUCAUUUGAAGGGGGUGAAGAUAUUUUCUAAACUAGAUUUAAGGUCAGGAUACCAUCAAAUCAGUGUUAAAGACAUUGACAGAACAGCUUUUUGAACACUGCAUGGUCUAUAUGAAUUUUCUGUGCCUCUGUGCCACCAUUUGGAUUGACAAAUACCCAUGCAACAUUCAAGACUUUAAUCACUGAAGUAUUUAGGAUUUACUGGAUACCUAUGUUAUUGUGUACCUGGACAAUAUUUGUGUGCACAGCCAGACUAAGAAGGAAUACAGAGGCAUCCUUAGUAAAAAUCAACCAUAUUGAAAGCUUGUAUUCAGAGUUCAAAGCUUGCAGUUUCAGGGGUUUAUUGUAUUGAAUAAAUAACUGUCCAUGGAUCUCCAAAAACAGGUGCUGAUGAACUGGCUCCUAUAGUCAAAAUUUUCUGAGCUUGGCCAAUUACUAUCGGAAGUGUGUAUUUGUAUUUGCCCAUACUGCAGCCCCUUUGGCACAUUUGUUGAGGGAAGUAGAGGAGCAAAGAAGAAGAUGCAUUUGGUCUGCUUUAAAAUAUGUCAAAUGAAGCCCCAGUCUUAAGAUUACCCAGACCUUGCAUAAAGCAUCAAACACUGCAAAGCUGCAAUGAAUCAAUCAGACCAUGCAUUGCCCUGGUAGUGUAAAAGAAAGCAGUUGGCACAGUUUCAGAUCACCUGAAAUAAAUGCUAUUUUCGUUAUCCAACAGGGUAACAGUGCAAUGGAUGAGAUUAAAAAAUGACAGUGAUGACUACUUUAGGAUAUUUGGAUGCCUCUUCACCUAUAAUUGGGGACAAACUAGACAUGUCUACUACAUGCUGAAACAGCAGACAGAACGAAUCAAUAAAACUUGCGGAGAGCAUUUGUUAAUUAUCAGCAAUGGUACAGUUGUAUACCAAGUGCUGAAAUAGCAACAGUUCUGUUCAAGCACCAGCUGGGUACACACCUCGUUACUGCUACCUGUUCAUUUCUGUUACUUAUGAUUUCAUAUUUUUAAACUUUUGAAAUAUGUGCAUCACACCAAUAACAUGUAUUUUGUUAAAAAAACGAUGGCUUUUUUUUUUUUUUAAAUGUAACUUGUAAUGCCACAUUUCGUUACCUGAUUGAAAACUGAUUCAUUACAAGUUACUGAAAAUGUAAUCAGAUUGUACUACUUGGUAACCCCCCAACACUGAAAUGGAAUGCCAAUUGUUUUUGGUUUCAAACAAAAAUUGGAACCUAAGAGUUAUGCAAGAAAUUGCACUUUUUAACCGUCUGAGUAAAUCUAUAUCACAAAUAAAUAAAUACAACCU